AUGCAAAAAGCCGAAUUUCGCAAAGCUGAGAGUAGAGGAAAAAUGGGGGACCAAAAGGAUACAGCCCCAUGGGGAGUCAAAAGGAUGGUAUGGUAUUGCGAUGGGGAGUCAAAAGGAUGGUAUGGUAUUGCGAUGGGGAGUCAAAAGGAUGGUAUGGUAUUGCGAUGGGGAGUCAAAAGGAUGGUACGGUAUUGCGAUGGGGAGUCAAAAGGAUGCUAUGGUAUUGCGAUGGGGAGUCAAAAGGAUGGUCUGGUAUUGCGAUGGGGAGUCAAAAUGAUGGUAUGGUAUUGCGAUGGGAAGUCAAAAGGAUGGUAUGGUAUUGCGAUGGGGACUCAAAAGGAUGCGAUUGUAUUGCGAUGA
Molecule: messenger RNA, 360 nt
Organism: Psylliodes chrysocephalus
Lineage: Eukaryota; Metazoa; Arthropoda; Insecta; Coleoptera; Chrysomelidae
Source: the annotation of a GenBank genome assembly